Messenger RNA from Scleropages formosus (Asian bonytongue), 4797 nucleotides. RefSeq names its product major facilitator superfamily domain containing 4Aa (gene slc60a1a). Bases 905 to 2431 code for a protein of 508 amino acids. NCBI's taxonomy places the organism in Eukaryota, Metazoa, Chordata, Actinopteri, Osteoglossiformes, Osteoglossidae. Gene Ontology annotation, molecular function: D-glucose transmembrane transporter activity. The record is from RefSeq and is a predicted model, not a curated record. The transcript has 10 exons.
GGGACUUUCAUUUUAACAGAAGGAAAGAAAUGACAUUUUUGCUUAAACACUUUCAAGAAGAAGCAGGGCGCCACGGCUCCAGACACCACUGUUCUCCCAGACGGAGGGAACCGAAAGGCUUCGAGAAAAUGUCUUCCUCACACGGGCUGGAGGAGAGACGUCGUGCAGCACUGCGACGGUUCCCUCGGGUUAUAUUUAAUGAGAGGAACCGCAGUGGAGUUCAUGGGAGAUGGGCUUUUCACUGCCCACACUGACAGACUGAUUUUACACAUCAAACUUGACUCGCCGCCCUCACAAAAACACCUGGACCACAUCAUGUUUGCUCUGCUUAACACACACAGUGAGUGACACACAUAUAUAUAGUUUUCAUUUUAACACCGCUGUGGGCACUCGGUCUGCGGCAUAAGCUACAGCCGAGCGCCUGCUAAGUAAAGCGUUCCAGUUCUCUGACGCGGUGCUAGUAUUAUUGGCAAAGCACAAGCGUUCAAGGCUGAGAGAGAUUGUUUUUUUUUUUUUUUAAAAGUCUGGUUGAUCAGUGCGAGACUCCGGGUCGCGCGCGUCAGAGGAGGAGGGAAACGCGUGGGGUGGGGGAAAACAGGCUGCCUUUAAAAUCCGCGCGAGCUCGGGCGCACCUGACGCUCGCGGACGACCAAAAAAGAAAAAAAAAAAAAAAAGCUUCACACGCGCCGGCGUGCUGAGAGCGAGCGUCGACCGCAGCACCUCUGGUCGCAGCGUUGUGUUCAUCCUCCGCCUUGCUUUACGCGCGCGCACCCUGCUCCUGCUCCUCCUCCUCCUCCUCCUCCUCCACCUCCACCACCAGCAACCUCCCCCGCACACUCCCACAAAACGACAGAGCAACUUGCGUGUGUGUGUGUGUGCGCGUGCGCUCGCGCAGAGCGAGGACAUGAUCGUGGACGAGCGCAUCAUCGGCCUCUUCAGGCGCCACUGGCAGCACACGCUCACCUACUGGAGCGUGUUCUUCAGCUUCGGCCUGUGUAUCGCCUUCCUGGGCCCCACCAUCCUGGACCUGCGCUGCCAGACGCAGUCUUCGCUGCAGAGCAUCACCUGGGUCUUCUUCUCGCAGCAGUUCUGCCUGCUCGUCGGCAGCUCCGUCGGGGGUUUCUUCAAGAAAACGCUGCUGUGCGCACUGUCAGCCCUCUUCCUGUCCUCUCUGAUCAUCUCACUGGUGUUCGCCAUCAUCCCGCUGUGCCACAAUGUGCUGCUUCUCGCAGUCGCUAUGGCAAUCGCCGGCCUUGCAAUGGGGGUCAUCGACACCAUCGCCAACAUACAGCUGGUGAAGAUCUACCAGAAGGACUCUGCCGUCUUUCUGCAGGCUCUCCACUUUUUCAUCGGCUUUGGGGCCCUGGUGAGCCCUCUCAUCGCAGACCCUUUCCUGUCUGAGACCAACUGUGUGGUUGGGAACGGAACGGAGAACUCUACAGCCAUGGAACACCUGAGGAACGCGCUGGCUGGGGGACCCGUGCACAACGUGUCGCAGUACCAGCUGCCAGUGGAGGGGGAAGUGAUCACCCAGGUCUCCUAUGCCUUCUGGAUCAUGGCUCUCAUAAAUCUGCCGGUGCCACUCGCAGUGUUUAUGCUGAUGUACCGCGAGAGGUUGAUCCCAUGCUGUAUGAUCAGCAGCCCACGCCUUCUGGACCGCGAUGAGCUAGCUAUAGAGACCCAAGGCAAGGACAAGGAGAAAGAUAAGCAAGAGUCUGAAAGCGAGGACCUGGAAUCUAUAGGUCACGGCGAUCUGUUCAGCUGCUGUCGUAAAAACGCGCUGCAAGGCUUCCCGCCAUCGUUUUUCGGAAUCCACAUCCUGGGUGGGAUGGUCCUGUUCAUGACUGACGGCAUUGUGGGCGCAUAUGCAGGCUUCGUUUACACAUAUGCGGUGUCCCCUCCCAUGUCGCUAGCACACAAGUCAGCCGGAUACUUGGCCAGCAUCUUCUGGGCAGCUAUCACCGUGGGCCGACUGGCAUCCAUCCCCCUCUCGUACCGCUUCCAGCCAGUCCGGCUUCUUUUAGUUAACCUGGCUGGUGUCAUCAUCACGCUGCUGCUGCUGCUCAUUUUCUACAUGAGCAGUGUUUUCCUCUUCGUGGGAACUUGCUUGUUGGGCCUGUUCCUCAGCAGCAUCUUCCCCUGCAUGGUGGCCUUCACGGAGGACAUUCUAGACUACCAGGGCUGUGCGACGACGGUCCUGGUAACCAGUGCUGGCAUGGGGGAGAUGGUCCUCCAGGUUCUCGUCGGUUCGAUCAUCCAUAGCCAGGGUAGCUACAGCUUCCUGCUCAGCGGAAUGAUCAUCGGUUGCAUUGGCUUCUCGCUGUUCUUUGGCUUGCUCUUCUUCCACCGCAUGCACAAGAACUACCAGACAGGAAACUCCAAAAAGAGCCCUAUGGUGAAUGAAUCAGGACUUGAGAGCUUACCGCAGUGACCCAUGAAGAAUUUGAGCUGGUGCAAUGAUGGGAGAUGGUGUAACGGACUGCUUUCGGGAAAUUGGGCCACGUCUACGAGGACAGAGUGGCAAAGAAAGACAAACGGCAUGAGGUCCGAGGUAAACUGGACUUGUGCAUGACGUGAAGAGCCAUGCCCUUCUCAGCUGGAUCCUACGGGGGGACAGGCAUAUAGGGACACUCGGCUCCUUUCGUGCUGAAGGCAGUUUUUCUCCUGUCUGGUAAUGCAAAUACCGAUCAAAUUUUUUUUUUUUCUCCUUAAAAUAUGAAAUGUACUAUGCUUGGAGACUUGAUUCCAGUCUGCUUUGGGAAAAUUAAGGCACCAUACACUGUUAGUGAUACUGAACUUUCUUAAAAAUGCACUUUUUUCCUUGAAUCGUUUAAUGUAGUUUUGUUUUUUUUUUUUUUGUAUCCCAACCUAUUUCAAAUGAAGAAAAAAAAAAUUGUACUUCAGUGUUGAGUAAACUAAAGGUAUCAAUAUACAAACUUGCUCGCUGCUUGGAAUGGAAUGAGAACGCAUUUUCUCCUAAAUGUUCCUGCGAACACCCAGGACGCGUCCGGUGUGGACGAAACGCUCGUCUUUUGCGAUAAAUCCAUGCGGCAGGAAGUGGCUGCAUCACUUGUGCUUCUGCACACAGCUGAGAGCCGAGCAGGUGGCACCUCGUUCUUUUUAACGGUGCCUGGUCAUAGUUCCAUUCUCGGCACUCCUUGAUUAACCCAGUUUUUACAGCAGUGUUAUCAUAACCUGUAUGUACAAAAUUGAUCCAUCUUGCUGUAUACAAAGAUUCUGCUGAUUGCUUUAUUUUUCAGGGGCAAUUCCUUUUGCCUCUAAUUGUUUUCUACUGCUACACAGAGAGAAAAUAGCAUUUCUCCUUAUUUCUCCCUUUCAAAAGGUCACGAAAGGGGCUUGUAACCAUCAGGGCCACAUGCAAAUAUUUUGUGCGAUGAAUCAAGACGGUAUUGAUGUUCUGAACAGAUUAGUUUCUAAUUUCCAUUUAAAAUAUGCAAAUAUUUAAACUGGUUCUAUGUGAGGAUAGUUGCAACCAUUUUUGACUGAGUAAAGGACUUCCUGCCUGCUCAUGUGGCCCGUGUUCAUACCCCAGUGCUGGGCUGCCACAUGAAGACAGUGAGGACAAUCCCUGCAAUGAACUGCCCCUUUGAAGAGGAAGAGUGUUGCUUUUUCUCCCAGCUUCACCGUUUAAUGGGGAGAGGUGAAUCAGCAUGGGGAGCAUGUUCCACUACUGCUGCAUGCUUGCAACACACAGCACAACUUGUCAUUAAAGCGGCAUCACAUUGGUAUCUCACAAAGGCCUGCUUUUAUUUUUGUACCUUCCAGGUCCCAGCUUAAACAGAAGCCCUUUCAAAGCAAGCUGCGUGCCCACCUCUUCCUUUCAGCUGCGCCAUCGUGUAGCACGGCACCAUGGUGGUUGGGAUGUUAGAGUUGGUGGUUGUGUAAGUGUGAUACGGCACAGGGCAAAUUACUUUCUGCUGCCGGAGGAAGAUUAAGCCGCGUGAUUCCGUGGCAGUACAACAGGCUGCUGUGCUCACUUUCUCGGGUUAAUCCAUUGUGACAGUGCUAGUUUGUCACACACGUUGGGGCAGGUGUUGCCGAGUUUGGUAGGAGGACGGAAUGUGUGCGGGCUGGGGUGUGGGUGACAGAUGUAAUCGGCGUCAUUCAUUUUCAGUCCUCCAUCAUCCUCCGUUGGCAUGUAGACAAGAUUAAUGGUGCAAACAACUGAACGAUUUUUGCGAGGAUCAUUUUAUAUGCAUUAAUUGCAACAUGGCACUCCUUUGAUCAUUCUAUUUAAAGAAGGUAACAGAACAAGUAAAGGUAAAUGUGGAUCUUGCACAAACUUUUUUUUUUAAAUAAAAUAUUCAAUUAAUUACAACUUUUCCUGUUUCAUUCUUAAACUGCACCCACUUCCCACAUACAUCUGUCAAACACAAAUCUGUAAACAUCCGAGAAGCAUUAACACAGACAAAAUACAAUUGCAAAAAGAAAAAAAAAAAAAUCUCUUGGUAAAGUUGCUGUUUUUCUCAUCCGGUAUUUUAAAAAGUAUUCUGCUCUGCUAGUGAUUCAAGGGGACAUUAUGUUCUGAUCGAUAUUAAGUUUCAACCUGAUUCAGAACUUAACAGAUUAGACAUUUUAAUUUCAAAUGCUCCUGCACACAUUUUUAAUACAGUAUAUGGAAAAAACCAGGUUUUCAAAUUUGGAAAUAGUUUACCAUAUAACUAACAGUAAAACCAUUUCAAUGCUUGAUAUAUCAAGAAAGGAGGGACAGCAAUUUAUAAAAUUGAUCUUCUGUACCAGUGUAUAGCAGGACUUUUUCUUCUGGGGAAAAAAUCC